Molecule: messenger RNA, 2653 nt
Organism: Polistes canadensis
Lineage: Eukaryota; Metazoa; Arthropoda; Insecta; Hymenoptera; Vespidae
Product: U2 small nuclear ribonucleoprotein auxiliary factor 35 kDa subunit-related protein 1-like
Exons: 4
Coding region: 356-2233 (625 amino acids)
Biological process (GO): mRNA splicing, via spliceosome
Cellular component (GO): U2AF complex; spliceosomal complex
Molecular function (GO): metal ion binding; pre-mRNA 3'-splice site binding
Source: RefSeq, a predicted model, not a curated record
AGCACCUUGUGCUCCAAUUUUCUAGGAAUUUAACGAUUCUGUUUCAAUAAAAAAUAUAAGAAAUACAUCAGUUCUGUGCCUUUCGUUCGUUUUAUAUUUUUACAGAAAGGAUAGAGAUAGAAAGAGGGAAGGGGAGAAAGAGAAAUAUUGGGAGAAAAGGAAAAAGUUUUGUCCUAAGGGUUAAAUAUCCACAAAGCAAACGCUCAUUUUUAGUAUAGUUCGUAAGCAAGAUAGCGCCGAACACGUGCCGUAAAAAGACCUGCUUUCGUUACACGCGGUUUCUCUCAUUUUAAAAGAUGAGAACACGUUGAGAAACGAAGCGAAGUUUAGUGCUAAAACAGUAAGAUGCUUACUGAUGGAGGUUCGUUCAUCAGUAUCGUGUAGCCACAAGGAAUGGAGACGUAUCGCAAAGAGAGAACGACGCAGGCGGUUGCGUCAAAAGGCUGCGAAGGAACGCGAAGCAGACGAAUUACGAUUGAGGGCAGCACUGGAGAAUAGCGCGGAUUAUUUGAAUUGGUGCAAAGAAGAGGAACGAUGCAAGAAAGAAAAAGAAGAGUUAGAAAAACGAGAACACGAGAAAAGAGAAGAAUUAUGGCUCGAGGAGGAGGUAAAAGCGCAAAAGGAAUGGCUUAUUAUUCAGGAACGUAAAGCAAAAGCUAGACAACAGCAACUGAAACAAGAAGAACAAAUUCGAAAAGAGUUUGAGGCUAAGCAAGCAAUUAUACGUAAGAAAGAAGAAGAAGAAAAACUUAAACGAGAAGAGGAGAUAAAGCGAAGAGAAUUAUUGCAUCAGCAAAUUGAUGAUUAUAUAGAUGAAGGAAUAAAAACGCCAGAGAUUCUUAGAGAAAUUAUCGACAGUCAACCGGGCAAAGAACUUUGUCCUUUCUUUUCUAAAACGGGCGCUUGCAGAUAUGGAGAUACGUGUUCCAGAAAUCAUCGUCGAGUUUGCCUAAGCAAAGUCCUUUUAAUACCUAAUUUUUAUACGCAUUUCUCUCUGGAAAAAAACUCUACGGAAUAUGAUACGGACAUUGGAUUGGAAUUUGAGAGUUCCGAGACCAGACAACACUUUCGUGAGUUUUAUUACGACGUUGUACCGGAAUUAGAAUCUUACGGAAGAAUUAAAACGCUCAGACUAUGUUGCAAUACCGAGAUUCAUUUGCGCGGUAAUUUGUACGUUGAGUAUUAUACUGAACGAGAAGCUGCUAGAGCUCAGAGAAAACUGAAGGGUCGUUGGUACGCUGGCAGACAAUUGAACUGCGAAUUUGCCAAUUUUAAGUCUUGGAGAAGUGCAGUCUGUGGGAUGAUAAAAUGUCCUAAGGGUAGAGCUUGCAAUUUUCUGCACACUUUUCAAAAUCCUUACACCGAAUACGACAUCAAAAGUCCACCGCGUUAUUCAAAAGCAGCUACUUCGGAAAGUAAUAGCAAAAGGAGCGAACAAAGGAACAAAUCUACAUGGGAAGAGUACAUAUGCGAAGAAACCGAUGAAAGUAAAAAUUGGAGGUGGUCAGAAUCACCCGAGAUUGAAACGCCGAACAAACGUUCGAGGAAUAGCGAAAAACAGCAUAGACACUCGAACGAAAGAAACGGUAAUCGUUCUUCUAGACACGAUAAACAAGAUCGAAGUUCCAGAAGUUCUAGGAAGUUUAGAAGAACGUCGACGGAGAGGCGAAAUCAUCAUUCAAGUUCAAUCAGAUCUCGAAGAUGCUACGAGAAGAAACGCGAAAGUGAGCAUUAUCAUAAAAACAAAAAGAGAUCUAAAAGAAAGCACGAUAAUAAAGAUCGAAGCUGCGAAAGAGCAAAAAAGAUUUCUCAAAAGAGUAGUAAAUAUUCGACAACAUAUUCUACAGAAAAAGGACAGGAUGGAGAAGUUGGUAAAUAUAAGUUGAGAAGAUUGGAAGAAUGCGAUGAUUAUAAUCCCUCGGGUAUAAAGAUCGAGAUCAAGACCGAGGCCGAGACCGAAACCGAAACCGAAACCGAAACCGAGACCGAGACUGAGACCGAGAAUAAGAUCGAUAGGCUUCAAUUAGAAAAUAAAGAGAGUAAUGUUAAAAAACAGAAAAAGAAACGUACAUCAAAGUGGGAUAACACAAAUUUUGAUGAAAUGGAAGAUGUAAACUCGAGUGAUUCUGAUUGUUCGAGCGAUAGUAGUGAAUUGCGUAGGACUAUCGAUAAACGAGUUCCUGACGGUUGGACAACAACCGAUUCUGAUAAUGAAGAAGAUAAUAAACGGUGAUAAUAUUUAAUACGUAAUAAUAUUUAAUAAGAUAUAAUAUUAUAUAUAUAUAUUUAUUAUUUAAGUGAAACUUCUUUUGGGGAAGUACUGAAAAUUUUCAAGUGAGACAAAAAGUGAAGAUCUUUAAAGGAGCGUGUUGUUUGAGUGAUUAGGGAGAAACGGGGGUAGUAUCAAUCUGACAAGACUUGCGGAAGAUGGCAGGGGAGAUACAAGACAGUGGCGCGCGGGCAUAAACAAUUUUUAACAAAUGUCAUUGAUAAAAAUUGUUUUACCAGCACAAUGAUAGAAUAUAAGAAAAUAAAAUGAACAGAAAAUAAAACCUAACUAAGCAUCAAAAUUUAUUAUAUCCUUUUUUUUAUAAUAGAUCUCUAUUUCUGAAAUAAUUUUCGUGGAAUAUCGCGAAUGUACAUUAAAUAUUUU